AUGAAGGCAACAGAGGGCCCAGAGCCAGGAAACCACACUCUGAUGACCAAGUUUGUCCUCUCUGGAUUGUCCAACCACCCAGAACUGCAGCACGUGCUCUUCUCCACAUUCUGUUUCCUGUACAUCUUCACCAUCAUUGGGAACUUUCUCAUCUUUGUGGUCACGGUGCACCCCACCCUCCACAUGCCCAUGUACUUCUUCCUCCGGGUCCUGUCCUUCCUGGAUGUCUCCACAGCAUCCAUCGUUGUCCCCAGGAUGCUGGUAAACUUCCUGUCAGAGGACAGGAGCAUUUCCUACGUGGGCUGUGUCACACAGCUCUACUGUGUGAUUUUCUUAGGAGCCACUGAAUGGUACCUGUUGGCAGCCAUGGCCUAUGACCGUUACGUGGCCAUAUGCAACCCCCUUAGAUACGCAAUCACCAUGAACAGCAGAGUUUGUCUCUCCCUGGUCCUCCUGUCCUGCUGCAGUGGGAAUGUUGUGUCUGUGGUGCAGACAGCCUGGGUGUUCACACUACCAUUCUGUGGGCCCAGGAGGAUUAACUACUUCUUCUGUGACAUCCCCCCACUCAUCACGCUCUCCUGCACCGACACCUCUUCGUAUGAAAUACAGAUCAUUACUGCCACAGUGCUGGUCAUCCUUACACCGUUUUGUCUCAUCCUGGUAUCCUAUGCCUGCAUCAUCUCCAGCAUCCUGAAGAUUUCCUCUGCAGAGGGCAGACGCAAGACCUUCUCCACCUGCUCCUCACACCUCAUUGUUGUAACGUUGUACUGUGGAAGUGGGAUCGUGAUUUACUUACCACCAAAAUCCAGCACCUUGCAGGACACUAAGGAAAUCCUGGCUCUCAUAUACACAGCCGUAAUUCCCACACUAAAUCCCUUGAUUUACAGCCUGAGGAAUAAAGAAGUGAAAGAAGUACUAAUCAGAAAGAUGGCUGAGCUGAUGAACAAAUAA
Messenger RNA from Apaloderma vittatum (bar-tailed trogon), 951 nucleotides. RefSeq names its product olfactory receptor 10A7-like. Gene Ontology annotation, molecular function: olfactory receptor activity; G protein-coupled receptor activity. Gene Ontology annotation, biological process: G protein-coupled receptor signaling pathway. Gene Ontology annotation, cellular component: membrane. The transcript has a single exon. The record is from RefSeq and is a predicted model, not a curated record. The annotation marks the transcript as partial. NCBI's taxonomy places the organism in Eukaryota, Metazoa, Chordata, Aves, Trogoniformes, Trogonidae.